Molecule: messenger RNA, 561 nt
Organism: Rhizoctonia solani
Lineage: Eukaryota; Fungi; Basidiomycota; Agaricomycetes; Cantharellales; Ceratobasidiaceae
Exons: 3
Coding region: 1-561 (186 amino acids)
Source: RefSeq, a predicted model, not a curated record
AUGAACGCUCCAGCACUCGGUCGGUUUGUGGCCGUGACAUGCGGGCUGGAAGUGGAGGCAGCCCGUCGGGCCGAGGACAGACCAAGAAUCGACAUCGACGAGGUCUCAGACACGGAAUACAGCUCACCCGAGGAAGAAACGACGACACCAGACGCCGCAUACGAAGCCAACGAGCCCCAAGCCCCAACAGUUCCCCGUUCUCAACGAUCAACCUUUCGGACAUCGAGACAUCUAGGCCCCCUAGCAGAGAGCGAUCAGACUCCGAGGCAACUGCAGUACCACCACCACCCUCGACGAGCUGUGGCAAAGUCAAAACGGCCGAGCGCCAGCACCAAUCACCGACCCAUCUCCCGGCAAGCUACCCACCCACGAACUCGCAAAGCACCGGUCCUUCAGCUAACAGGGCUAGCACCGCCACGCCACACCUCUUCUGCACCACACCGGCCCCCGACACCACCCAAAAUGGCGGAAGCAAACGACCAGAACCUACACUGGGCACGUGAACGCCUGCGUGAUCUGGACCGAUUCGAUGGGAAAGAAGAACUCACGCGAAACAAGUAG